AUGACGCUACAGUUUGUUAGACAGGCAGUACGAGCUGGUCGCGCGACUCUCGCGAGACAACAGCUUGCCAUGACUGGUUCCAGGCGUACACUUGUGGUUGUGCGCAACGGCCAGACGGUUGUUCGCGGUCUCAAAAAGGACGAAGCGCUGUACAUGAAAAACCCUCACGGAAUCGAGUACCCCGGAAACGCCGAGACCUUUGCACCACUGCAAGAGCUUUUGGGCUCAGAGUACGCCCUGCCAGAAGAGCUGAUGCUGCAGGCUCUCACACACAAGUCUUUUGCUCAUGGCAAGAAACCUUAUAAUGAGCGGUUGGCUAUCCUUGGCAAACAGCUGUUGAGAAUGGAAACCGGCCGGGCCACUGCACAGAGCGCGGCACAGGGCACACAGGAAUCGAUCAACGGCCACAACUUUGAUGUCAACGAGCGAGCAAUCGAGCUUCUGUCCAGCUCACCUACCCUUUCACAAGUCUGCCGGCUGGCCAAGCUGGAAAAGUCGAUAUUCUGGCGACCUGCGGACGCAGGAAAAGGCGGCGAGACUACGAUCUACUCAACGAGCAUGAGUGCUGUGGUUGGUGCUGUUUUACUGCAGCACGGCGCCGAGAGGGCUAUUGAGUUUAUUCGUUCUCGCCUCAUGGCCGGACCUUACUCUGUGUUUGACAUUUCAAACCAGCUUUUUGUAGAUACUGCCUAA
Molecule: messenger RNA, 693 nt
Organism: Wickerhamiella sorbophila
Lineage: Eukaryota; Fungi; Ascomycota; Dipodascomycetes; Dipodascales; Trichomonascaceae
Product: 54S ribosomal protein L15, mitochondrial
Exons: 1
Coding region: 1-693 (230 amino acids)
Biological process (GO): mitochondrial translation; RNA processing
Cellular component (GO): mitochondrial large ribosomal subunit
Molecular function (GO): structural constituent of ribosome; ribonuclease III activity
Source: RefSeq, a predicted model, not a curated record